This is a messenger RNA of Stegostoma tigrinum, 2635 nucleotides long. It is a transcript of the gene hsdl1, whose product is annotated as hydroxysteroid dehydrogenase like 1. Gene Ontology annotation, molecular function: oxidoreductase activity. Bases 349 to 1338 code for a protein of 329 amino acids. The record is from RefSeq and is a predicted model, not a curated record. The transcript has 5 exons. NCBI's taxonomy places the organism in Eukaryota, Metazoa, Chordata, Chondrichthyes, Orectolobiformes, Stegostomatidae.
GCACUCGAAGAGGCGGUCCCUUAGAGGUCACUGUGUGUAAUUUCCUAGCAGCAAGUAUUAUUUGUUCAGUUUAUUAGGCCGGUGACCAGAAUUAAGCAGGUAAAAACGACAGAGUGUUUGCAAGAGGACGAGGACAGACUAUCAUCAAGGGCUACAGAAUAAUUUCAUAACUAACUGUAUAUUUUAUAUUGAGUGAUUUUUCCAGUAAAUUAUUUGGCAGCUUGUCCUGAAAAUCAAACAGUUGGCCUUGAAAUGCUUUCUGUAGUUGCACUGAAAGCACUAUUUUAUGUUGUGACAGGUCACUAUAAUGGCCUUUCUCUAGGAUAGAGGCCAUCCCUACAGUAAAUCAUGGCAGCAGUGGACAGUUUCCAGUUACUGUACAGACAGAUUGCCCGGACAUGUAAUACCUACAUAGAAGCACUAGCCAUUGUGGGAGCAUGGUAUGUGACAAGGAAGAGCAUCUGCCUCAUCUGUGAUUUCUACAACAUGGUCCGACUUCAUUUUGUCCCGAGACUAGUAAGCAGAAGAGACCUGAUGAAACGCUUCGGCAAAUGGGCUUUGGUGACUGGUGGAGCAGAUGGGAUCGGCAAGGCUUAUGCUGAGGAAUUGGCUUGUCAAGGCAUUAAUCUGAUUCUCAUCAGCCAUGACCGAAGCAAGCUGGAAGCUACAGCCACCGCUAUUUCGGACAUGUUUAAUGUUGAAACCAUUAUAAUAGAAGCUGAUUUUACUAGAGGACGAGAAAUAUACCAGCCAAUCCGAGAAGCUCUAAAAGAUAAAGAAAUAGGCAUCCUAGUGAAUAGUGUUGAUGUGCCCUAUGAGCACCCACAGUCUUUCUUUAACAUGUCUGAAGACAAACUCUGGGAUCUCAUAAAUGUAAACAUUGCUGCAACCAACAUGAUGAUCCAUAUUUUGUUACCAGGAAUGAUAGAGAGGAACAAGGGAGCUAUUGUUAACAUUUCCUCGGGGUCUUCCUGUAAGCCCUCACCACAGAUGGCUAUGUAUUCAAGCACAAAGAUGUAUUUGGAUCAUUUUAGUAGAGCUUUGCACUUUGAAUGUGCACCCAAAGGAAUUUUUGUUCAGAGCUUGUUGCCAUUUCAUGUAAAAACCAAUACAGUCAUGUACACUGAUGGAUUCAGCAUCAACUCGUGGCUAGCACCAUCAGCGAAUGUUUACGCACAUCAUGCAGUUUCAACCCUUGGGGUAUCACACAGGACCUCUGGUUACUGGAUGCAUUCAAUACAGUUUUUAUUUGCCCAGUACAUGCCUGAAUGGCUGUGGGUAUGGGGAGUAACUCUGAUGAACAACAGAUUGUGCAGAAAGGCAGCACACGAAUCUUAACUCAGAGGUACUGGCAAGCCAUAAGUGUGUGCAGAGGCAUCACCACCCUGUGUGAGCAGGAUGAAGUAAUAUACAAUGUUGUUUGUGAAUUAUAAAAAUAUGUUUUUUGUAAGAAGAUUUCAGUCUGAAACUUGAUUAAUUGGAAGAAACACAGCCAACAUGAAAUCCUCAUAUCUAUAAAACUCUCUAAAUCAAAUACUACUUGCACUAAUAACCUCAUGGUAUUUUUGUUGCCACUCUCAAUUAACCUGUCCACACAAGUAGUUGAUCCAUGUCCUGUGAAGAAACAUUCCAAGGAAUAUUCCUAAACAAACAUUAAUUCUGUUGUCUAAAGUCUCCACACAUUGAACUGUAUCUCACUGUAACUACAGUUUUUCACUGAAUACUAGUAAUUAAAUACCCCAAAGAGAGUUAAAAACCACAACUAACUAUUGAAAAGAUUGGAGCACUCAUUGUACUUCCUUGUCUUCACCUGGGUAUCCAAUUUAAAAUCUAUAUUUUAAUUUUUUUGUUUGAAAAUAAAGAAUUGCGGAGUGAGGUGUGUAUUCUGCUUGUGAAGAAACAUGAUGAGUUUUCUGAUAACAUAGUGUACAUCUCUAAUGUAUGUUUAAACAGCUGCCAUAUUUAUUUAAUCUUGUCUAUUUACAUACACAACAAAUAAUGCAAAGAAAUUAGUUAUUAGGGCAGAAACUGUUAGCUUCAUUUGGCUUAUGCACUGACUUUAUUUAUUGAUUUACAAUGAGCUUUAGUUUGCCUACAGUUUGCUGUUUUAUUGGACAUCUAUAUAAAAUUAUAAUUUAGUCCAAAUAUUUACUUAUUUUUACAUUAAUUGGGCAAGUUUCAGUAUUGAAGAACAGCUAAACAGUGUUCAUGGGUGUUCCAUUACUUCUGUGGUAAUAGUAACUUUUCAACAUAGGCAUUUAAUGCUGUGUGGGGCACUUUUAAAACUGUCUUUGGUUUGUUACAUUAUCAUAACCUAUUGAGUGAGGUAUGUCUUUCAAUCCCCAUUUGAUCAUGCGCUUUUGGAAUACCAGCCUUGGUGACUUCUGAAACAACUUGUAGCAUUGUUGUAGGCAAAUAUUUGUUUGUGUUCGUUUAAGUUUUAUCAAGUCGAAUUUGAGUGUUGCUUAAAAAUAAUGUGAGGUGAGAUGCUGUAAUUAUGGUUUAAAGUUUUAUGGUCCUUUUUCUCAUAUGACCUGUUAUCCUGAAAGAUCUGUAACUAUAAUUGAUGUGGAAGAAUGUCCGUUGUGGUAUUUAUAACAAAUAACUGGAAUAUAUUAAAAAAAUUGAGUCAAAA